Molecule: messenger RNA, 1108 nt
Organism: Bursaphelenchus okinawaensis
Lineage: Eukaryota; Metazoa; Nematoda; Chromadorea; Rhabditida; Aphelenchoididae
Source: the annotation of a GenBank genome assembly
AUGUCAGCCGAUACGGAAAAUGAAGUCGAGGCUAAGAAAGCCAAACUGGACACAGAAGAGAAAGAUGUUGAACACACAGAAGAAGCCAGUGGAACGGAAACCAAGUUAAUGGAGCUCCCGAGGAAGAAGUUCUACAGACAAAGAGCUCAUGCCAAUCCAUUAUCUGACAGAGAAAUGUUUCAUCCAGCUACUCCAGAAACGUAAGUUGGUGCCCAAAUGUGGCAUUUUCUUUGUUUUAUUAUUUAUUCUUAAAUUGUUAACGAAUUUUUCAAACUUCAGAAUGGAUUGGAAGGAAUUCUUUGGAGAACAAUACACUGGAGACGCUUCUAAAGUAGUUAAUGCAGAUAUUGGUUGUGGAUACGGCGGGCUAUUGUUCAAGCUGUCCGAAGUUUUUCCUGACGAAUUUUCAGUUGGCUACGAGAUAAGGCACAAAGUAGGUAGAUAAAUUUUAAUUUUGAAAUUUAAUUUUUAGGUUAGUAAGUACGUUCAAGACAAGAUUACUGCCCUAAGACACAAUGAACCCGGAAAGUACCAGAAUGUGUGUUGUAUCAGGACUAAUGCCAUGAGGUUCUUGUCACAUUUCUUCCGAAAGGGUCAGCUCUCAAGGAUGUUCUUCUUGUAUCCAGAUCCACAUUUCAAGAAGAGUAAACAUAAGUGGAGGAUCAUCUCGCUUCCUUUGAUCUCUGAAUACGCCUACUUGAUGAAGACUGGCGGUAUGUUUCAUAUAUCGUACCUUUAGUAAUUAUAAAAUUUAGUUUUUUAAAAUUUCAUUAUUUUAGGCAUGCUCUAUACAGUCACUGAUGUGCUCCAGUACCACGAAUGGGUGUUGGAGAACUUUGCGGCCACGAAGUUGUUUGAGAAGAUUCCUGAUGAAGAGUUGAAAGAAGAUCCUAUUUUCCAGUUUAUAUUCGAUUCAUCAGAAGAGGGCAAAAAAGUGUCCAGGAAUGAAGGCAGCAAAUACCACGCCAUUUACAGGAGAACCAACUUGGAUCCUGCAUUUGAACCCAAUUUCAACAAGAAAGAGGAAGUGCAUUCUGACACUGAAGAAACAGAAGAUAAAGCUGAAGAAGCGUCAGCAAACGAAGAAGAGCCGGCCAAGGAUAACUAA